This is a messenger RNA of Rhipicephalus sanguineus (brown dog tick), 1321 nucleotides long. RefSeq names its product probable caffeoyl-CoA O-methyltransferase 2. The coding region runs from base 284 to 970 and encodes 228 amino acids. NCBI's taxonomy places the organism in Eukaryota, Metazoa, Arthropoda, Arachnida, Ixodida, Ixodidae. The transcript has 6 exons. Gene Ontology annotation, molecular function: S-adenosylmethionine-dependent methyltransferase activity; O-methyltransferase activity. The record is from RefSeq and is a predicted model, not a curated record.
GUGCGCGGAAGCACCGUUGCAGCGUUGCAACCUUGGCAGCCGCGUCGAGAGCCGGUAUUUCCGUCUCGCUUCUUUCACGUGCGCGUUCGUUGGGCCGCUCGGUCGUGACCUCGCCGGGGCUGUCGGCCGGGAUUACGCUGUUUUGACGCGGGUUCCUUGGCCGCCUCAGCGUCGCGUUGAUUUUGUUAUUCGUUGCCUGAAGUGCUGUCGGUAUAUCUUGGUAUACCAGUGCUACAGUGUGCCGCCGGCUUGCUCCUCGUCUAUUCAUUCGCCGCAUCUUGCGAUGUGGGCGACCAGCGGGCGUGGUCACUUCGUCAAGCCGGACCACUUGGUGCCAGGCGCCGCCGACUACGUGGCCAAACACAGCGGUCCGCUUCAUCCCGUGCUCGCGAAGCUCUGCCAGGUGACCCAGGAGCAGCUCUAUCCUGGAAUGAUGAGCGACACGGCGCAGCUUCAGCUUUUCGACAUCCUCCUCAAAACCACUGGAGCCAGGCAUUACCUGGAAAUUGGCGUUUUCACUGGCGUGAGCGCACUGGCAGCCGCCCUCGCGCUUCCACCAGACGGUCGGGUCACUGGACUGGAGGUCAACGCAGAAACUGUUAACGUCGGGAGGCCAUUCUGGAAAGAGGCUGGCGUCGAUGACAAGAUUAACAUUAUAAUUGGUGACGCGAAGAAGUCCCUGGAUGAGCUGAUCGCCCGAGGCAAAUCAAACUCCUUCGACUUCAUUUUCAUCGACGCCGACAAGAAGUCCAUCGACGAUUACUACGAGAGGAGUCUGCAGCUGGUCAAACACAACGGCAUCAUCGCUGUCGACAACGUUCUAUGGCACGCGAGGACAUUCAACCCGACCGCCAACGACCUUGACACAGAGGCCAUCCGGCGGCUGAACCAAAAGCUGGCGACCGACGAGCGAGUACAGAUCAGCAUGGUCACCGUGGCCGACGGUGUCACCUUCGUGCUCAAGAAGUGAACGCCCGAAGCAAAUGAACGCCGAUUUGAACCCGUUUAUUUGUAUAGGCAUCCAGCCCGAGAUCGACCGUACGGCCGCACUAGGGCCUCUUCCAACUAUCGCAUUCGAAGGUCACCUGCGUGCAAGAACACCGCUGCGACGCAGUGGCUGAAACAUGUGUUCUUCAUUGCCACUACAGCAGCCGUUGUGGCUUAACUGCUGUGCCGCUGCGCUGCGAUGCACGAGGUCGUGCAGUCGAUUGCCGGCCACGCCGGCCGCAUUUUUGUAAGGACCAAAUGCAAAAACACUCAUAAUCAUGUUGUGGGUUCAGCGUGUAGAAUGUCAAAAUAAAUUUCUCUGCAACAGCAAUAA